This is a messenger RNA of Cylindrotheca closterium, 1308 nucleotides long. NCBI's taxonomy places the organism in Eukaryota, Bacillariophyta, Bacillariophyceae, Bacillariales, Bacillariaceae. The record is from the annotation of a GenBank genome assembly.
AUGAUCAGCGUCUGCGAGAGCCAAAAGUCUGCAGCUAACGGCAGUACCACUAAUGGCGAAAAUAUGCACAUGAAGAAGGUGUUGGACGUUGAAAACAACUUGGAUGCACAAACUAAAGAUCUCAUAACUCUGGCUCGAUCCUGGGGAAGCCAGCAUCUGGAGCCCUUGAUCCCAUCAUACUGGGAUAAGGCAGAAUUCCCUCCCAAUAUUCUUUCUUCUUUUCGUGAUCAUUGCCCGAGUCUUCUCGGUUACACGCUACCAAAGCAGUAUGGGGGACAAGGGUAUGGUUUGAUGGCUGCCUCGCAUAUUUCAAGGGCGCUAGCAAGCAUCGACGCUAGUUUCACCACCACGCUGUUGGUACAAUAUGGACUUUGUGCCGAAUCGAUUCUCCUUUGUGGUAACGAAGAUCAGAAACGUCGGUUGAUCCCAUCGCUUGCGAGGCUUGAAAAUAUGGGCUGCUUUUGUUUGACGGAGCCGCGUUCUGGAUCGGAUGCAUCAGAUUUGACGACGACGGCAACCAAGGUAGACGGUGGAUAUAGUAUUACUGGUUCCAAGCGAUGGAUUGGCAAUGCGCUGACUGCUGAAGUAUUUGUAGUCUGGGCCAAAAACACGAGCGUGGAAGGACACCCCGUGAUGGGAUUUGUCGUACAAAGAAGUCACCAAAAGAAUAAAGGUGCGAUCCAAACGCGAAAGAUUGAAGGGAAGGUCAGUAUGCGUAUUCUACAGAACGCCGAUGUCGACUUUUACGAAGCAUGGUGCCCGGACACUAAUGUGAUGGGAGGUCAUGUUGGAUUUGCACAAUCUGUGGGACGAGUAUUGGAAGCAUCCCGUAUCUCGGUUGCAUGGAUCCCCGUUGGAAUUUGUCAGGGUGCAUUAGAGAAAACAAUCCAGUACAUCACCAAGAGACAGGCCUUUGGAGCGGUGAUAUCAAGCAAUCAAAUCAUACAAGAAAAAUUGGUUCGAAUGACUGCCCACGUAUGCUCAAUGUAUCUUCUUGCUGAGCGCAUGACUCAAGAUUUUAUUGCUGGAAAGUGUUCAUUACCUGCAAUUUCCAUGGUGAAGGCUUAUACUACAAAGCUGGGAAGGGAAGUUGUGGCACUCUGCCGAGAAAUCGUAGGAGGAAACGGAAUUGUUCUUGAUUUCGGUAUUGCAAGCAAAUGGGCUGAUAUCGAAGCUACGUAUACGUAUGAAGGAACAUAUGAGAUAUGCAGUCUUGUUGCUGGUAGGGCUCUCACAGGCGUCUCGGCAAUUAAGAGUGCCUCUGCAAUCAAAAACAGUAUCAAGCGGCGGCAACAGAGCAAGCUCUAA